Thamnophis sirtalis is the source of this 600-nucleotide messenger RNA. The record is from RefSeq and is a predicted model, not a curated record. NCBI's taxonomy places the organism in Eukaryota, Metazoa, Chordata, Lepidosauria, Squamata, Natricidae.
UCUUUGAAAAAUGAUGAGGCAUCAGCAAAAAGCGAUGUACAAAAACUCUUGGAAUUAGGCCAGAAACAAAGGGAAGAAAUGAAAUCGCUCCAGGAGACUUUUCAAAAACAGCUUAAUGAGGCAACGGAGAAGGCAGAAAAGCAGCAGGCCACAAUUAAUUUUCUGAAGACUGAAAUGGAAAGAAAAAGCAAAAUGAUCAGAGAUCUCCAAAAUGAGAACAAAAGCCUGAAAAAUAAACUCCUGUCAGGGAAUAAACUUUGUGGAAUUCAUGCAGAAGAGUCAAAAAAGAUUCAAGCCCAACUGAAGGAGCUUCGCUAUGGGAAAAAGGAUUUGAUAUUUAAGAAUAAAAUGGGAAGAUUCAUGAUGCAACAAAUGGAAAAAGCUCAGCAGCUUACAGACUUGGAACAAAAACUAGCAAUUGCAAAGGAAGAAUUGGAAAAAGCAGCUCUUGACAAAGCAAUCCUGGGACUUAUAAAAUACAAGAACAGAAAAAGGAAACUGAAAGAGGAAGAGAGGAAAACGUCUAACAAUCCGCCUUAUUCUUUUCACUACAAGGAUACAAGUGAUGUGGUUAUACAAGUAAAGCUACAGCAAGAUUGA